Molecule: messenger RNA, 327 nt
Organism: Entrophospora sp. SA101
Lineage: Eukaryota; Fungi; Glomeromycota; Glomeromycetes; Entrophosporales; Entrophosporaceae
Source: the annotation of a GenBank genome assembly
AUGAGCGGAAUUAUAUUUUUUAAUGUUCCUUGUGAUUCGCUUAAAAUUUUAUCAAUUUCUGAAAUUAAUACAAGUACUGGAAAUUCUAGACAAGGAGGUAAAUCUAGAGAUCCAGUAUGGAAUUAUUUUAAUGCAACAGAAAUUCCACAUGAUUCUUGCCUUUCAGCACAAAGUAAAUUUUGCUUCAAGCCAUGGAAGUGUGGUAAACCUUCUGACUUGAAAGGGCAUUUGGCUCUGAAAUGCUCAUUGGUUAAUAGAGAAGUAAAAUUAAAAUACUUAAGAUUAAUUAAAUCAGAUGAUAAUAUAGAAUCUGCAAAUAAAAAGUAA